Messenger RNA from Astyanax mexicanus (Mexican tetra), 4937 nucleotides. RefSeq names its product Rho related BTB domain containing 1 (gene rhobtb1). Gene Ontology annotation, biological process: regulation of proteolysis; proteasome-mediated ubiquitin-dependent protein catabolic process; small GTPase-mediated signal transduction. The coding region runs from base 374 to 2437 and encodes 687 amino acids. Gene Ontology annotation, cellular component: cytoplasm. Lineage: Eukaryota; Metazoa; Chordata; Actinopteri; Characiformes; Acestrorhamphidae. The transcript has 10 exons. The record is from RefSeq and is a predicted model, not a curated record. Gene Ontology annotation, molecular function: GTP binding; ubiquitin protein ligase binding; GTPase activity.
AUAACAACGCCUCAAAAGAGCAUUUGAAUGGGUGAAGAGAGAGCAGAGUGUAUAUGAAGGCUGCUCCGACCCAGAGCCCCUUCAGCUUCGGACAAACCGGAUUAACAGUCAGUUCUGACAGAGCGGGACGUCACAGCGGUUACGAAAUGAGCGCGCGGCGUUCAGCGUGCAGGGAAUAUUCUCCUUUACAGUAGAAAUAAGAGCCACCGUCCUCCUGUUUGUCUGUCUUUCUGUCCGCCUGUCUGUCUGUUUGCACUUGUCCAAGUCUCUUCACUUCAUCAGUUCUUCACUGCGAGAAGAAAAAGAAGAAGCUGCUGAAAGAAAGAAGACGAAGAAACGCACACAAACCCAAAGACACGGACUGAAGUGAAGAAUGGAUUACGAAAGACCCAACGUUGAAACAAUCAAGUGUGUCGUCGUCGGUGACAACGCUGUGGGGAAGACGCGCCUUAUUUGUGCCCGAGCCUGCAACACCACCUUGACCCAAUACCAGCUACUGGCCACCCACGUCCCCACCGUCUGGGCCAUCGAUCAGUACAGAGUCUGCCAAGAGGUGUUGGAGCGUUCCAGAGACGUGGUGGAUGAUGUCAGUGUCUCCCUCAGGCUCUGGGACACAUUUGGAGACCACCACAAGGACAGACGCUUUGCAUACGGCAGGUCUGACGUGGUGGUUCUCUGCUUUUCCAUCGCCAACCCCAACUCCCUCCAUCACGUCAAGACCAUGUGGUACCUGGAGAUCAAACACUUCUGCCCACGUACUCCCGUCAUUCUCGUGGGGUGUCAGCUCGAUCUACGCUACGCAGACUUGGAGGCCGUCAACCGAGCCAGACGACCAUUAGCAAGGCCUAUAAAACCUGGAGACAUUUUGCCUCCAGAGCGAGGACGAGAAGUGGCCAAAGAGCUAGGCAUUCCAUAUUAUGAAACAAGUGUCUUCGAUCAGUUUGGCAUCAAAGACAUCUUUGACAACGCCAUCCGAGCCGCUCUCAUCUCUAGACGCCACCUUCAGUUCUGGAAGUCCCAUCUGCGGAGGGUCCAGAAGCCAUUACUGCAGGCGCCCUUCCUCCCUCCCAAGGCCCCUCCGCCACUGAUCAAGAUCCCAGAAUGUCCCCUGAACAACCGGGACGGACCCAGGCAGCUUCUAGAGAACCCCCUCUGUGCUGACGUCAUGUUCAUCAUUCAAGAGCACAUCCACGUGUUUGCCCACAAGAUAUACUUGUCUACCUCGUCCUCCAAGUUCUACGACCUUUUCCAGAUGGACUUCUCUGAUGAGUCCCAGUGCUUGGUGGUGACGGAGCGCCACGGGCGGGACCAGCUGAUGCGGACUCUCAGCUUGGACACGGAGGAAGACGUGGCUGUGUUGCCCAAUCUUUCGCCCUGUUCCCUACGCGCUUCCAAGAGUGACGGGACUCUGAAGAUAAUGAGCUUUAGCGGAAGACAUCGUCGCACUAAGCUGUCCCUGGCGUCCUGGAGUAAAGCGUUCUACAGCAUCCACAGAGAAACUGUGGUCAACCCAGUGACGGGCACUCCAGCUCCGAUGACGGUGGUGAAGAUGGACCACUCCAUCCAGCUGGGGCCUUUCAGCGCAGUGCUGCGGUUUCUGUACACGGGGGAGCUGGACGAGAAGGAGAAGGAUCUGAUGAAGGUUGCUCAGAUUGCUGAGAUCCUGGAGGUGUUUGACCUGAGGAUGAUGGUUGAGAACAUCAUGAACAAAGAGGGUUUCAUGAAUCAGGAGAUCACAAAAGCGUUCCAUGUGAGGAAAGCCAACAGGAUUAAGGAGUGUCUGGCCAAGAACAAUUUCACAGAUGUGGUGUUCAGGCUGGAUGACGGCACCAUCAACGCACAUAAGCCUUUGCUGAUCUCCAGCUGUGAUUGGAUGGCUGCUCUGUUUGGAGGCUCGUUCAUUGAGAGUGCAAACAAUGAGGUUUCCUUCCCCAACACCAGCAGGGUGUGUAUGCAGGUAGUGCUGGAGUACCUUUACACCAAUCAGCUGUCGCCCAUGGCCGACCUGGACCCAAUGGAGUUAAUCGCUCUGGCAAACAGACUGUGCCUUCCCCGCCUCAUUGCCCUGACAGAGCAAUACGCUGUGAGCGAGUUGGUGAAAGCCUUUAAAGAUGGACAAGACAUCGAUGGUGAAGUGCUCACCUAUCUGGAGCUUGCUCAGUUCCAUAAUGCCAGCCAACUUGCUGCCUGGUGCUUGCAUCACAUCUGCACUAAUUACAAUUGUAUAUGUGCCAAUUAUCGCAAAGAGAUCAAGUCCAAAUCACCAGAGAACCAGGAGUACUUUGAGAAGCACCGCUGGCCUCCAGUCUGGUACCUGAAAGAGGAGGACCACUACCAGCGGGUGAAGAAGGAGCGCGAGAAGGAGGACGUGGUCCUGAACAAGCAUCACUCGCGCCGCCGCUGGUGCUUCUGGAGCACCUCUCCCGCAGUGGCCUGAGAGAGAGACAGCACCUCCCUCAGGGCCGUCCUGCUAACGCUAGCAUUUUCUGUCUUAACUUUCAGAUAAUGGAUCUGACAAUGCAAUGUCAUCUUUUUCUUCUUUUUUUUUUUUCUUUUUUCUAAACUCCUGCGCAGUAGUAAUAGGUCAAGCAGACGUCCAAAUGGUUCAGAGCACAAUCCAAAUGUGUCCAAAUAAUACAGGUCGACACAUUGUAUGCUGUUGUCCUGCGAAACUCUUUAUUGGUAGAAUCUAUUGGCAGUGUAGUUUUAAUAAGAGGUGAGAUCAAUGACUAAAUGAAUGAAUGAAUGAAUGAAUAAUAAUGAGUCAAUAUGUGUAAUAAUAAUUCAGUUAUUCAAUAAUAUCAAUAACAAUAAUAAUAAUCAUGUUUUAGGCUUGCUUGUGUGCCUCACAGUAGCCACCACAGUAUACACACACACCAUAAAUGGAAUGUCACCCAGAACUAUUAUUUUUUUUAUAUAUUUUUUUUCUCAUUUUUUUGUCUUAAUAGCUAGGAUUCAUUUUAAGCCACAAUUCCAUGAUGUGUCUGCAUUUUUGCAUCACAGAAAUCCACAUAGGACCCUAUGUUACGUUGCAUUGUCCUUUGAUAGGUCUGUAGGUACAAAACAUUGUGCAAAACAUUGUCUUUUUGCCAUAUUUUAUCAGAAAUCAGAAAUACAUUUUAAGUCUCAGUUCUGUGAUUCCCUUUGUAUCCUAUAGAAAAAAAAACAUACUCUUGCUUUUCCCUUAUACAGUAGGUCUAGGUGCGCAUCCUUUGUACAGUUCUUCAAGUGCUAAAUUGCAAUUGCUAUGCUACUAAUAAAUAAAAAAAACAAACUCUGAACACUUGAAUUAAAAUGUAGCUUAGUACAAUCAGCGUUUUAGAAGAUUCACAUUCUGACACCACCGUCGCUAAACUACCUUCUCUGAUAUCGAGCUUUGCGACACUUUGCGACCUCAAAAAAAAUGGAGCAAGCUGUCAGCAUGGCAGGGAGUAAGUGUUCACUGUAGAUUCGCGAGCCGCCGUGGUCGUGUGCUGUUUUAAGUAAAUCGCGAGCGUCCACGUUUACAGCGGCUCUCUUUAGUACCAGCCCUGUGUAGAACAUCAGGUACAUCAAUGCAAUAACUCAAUCGGCGUAGGUCACAAGGGCCAAAUCCUACCAGUGGACUACCUAUAGUGGCAGGGAAGACUUCAGCUGACGUAGCUAGUCCUGUAUUUUUCUAUAGCCUCCUCCGUUCCUGUUCACACAGCACAGCGUGAACUGCUAUGGCUGAAUAAAAGGCUCACUCUUAUUAUUAGAAGGGCUUAGCACUAUGGCUUAGUUCAGGGUUUACUUGAAAACGAACAAACCUUAACCAACAGACAUAACAAUCCAUAACCACCAGUCACAUAUAGUACCUUCACCGUGAUUGUGCUAGAAGUUACAUAUACUGUAGUAGAUUGUAACUUUAUUUACACAUCAAAGAUUGUCAUCUGUGUUUAAGCUUAAAGAAACCGGGGGUUCCUCGGCAGUUUCCUGGCAUAGAAUGUGUAUGAUGAUGAAUGUAGAUGCGCUCAUAUGAAGAAUGAUAUGCUGAGGAUCUCUCCGGUUCAUAGUUAGUGUUGGUCAGUAUACUCUCUUGGUAUAUGUACUCUGCUGUAAAGAACACAUGGGUGUUUGUGUACAACACGCCAUCAUUGUUAAUGUAUCCCAAAACCAGGCAAGACAGGACAGGUGGUUCAUCUCGCCAAAGGAUAAAGGGGAAACUUAAUACUUGAAAAAAUGUUAAAAGAAUGUUUUUAUUUAUUUUUACGUCAGUUACGUCACGUAGUUCGUCUUUAGUUCACCAAAAUAAUACGUAGAUGAUGAUGCUCACUAGUGCAUAAUGAUGUGGUCGUUUUUUUCUCUCUCAGUGAUCUUGGCAGAAUUGGUGUUGACCGUCGUUAGCUGCUACAGACCAAGUGGCUGGUUCAUUUGGUUCUCGCUGUCAAAAGGCCUUUGAUCUUGCUGGUCAUUAUCUUUAAUGUUGGUUGUUUAUUUAUGUACGUACCAUUUCUUUCUUUAUUUAUUUAUGUAUUUAUUUUAUAAACCAAAUGUUAUUUAAUAAAUUAUCAAUUUAAUUAUGCAUCACGUUGUGUUUGUGUGUUUUUUUAGUGAGCAAAAUAAAAAAGCCUUCUCAUUAAUUAGUGUGGUCAAGAUAUCGGAUGAUCACCACCCCGCGUCAUCCCCAGUUACCCGGCUAAACUUAUCCAAAAAGCAAAAAAAAAAAAACACUGCUCAGUUCCACUGCUCCAGUGCUUAAUGCUGGGGAGCUUUGUACCCCUUUAAACCACACAUGGUAUUAGGCAUGGUGCCAAAAGAUUAAUUUUAAUCUGCUUCAGAGAGUCCUAUUCUAUCGACGAUACUUCCUUCUCUGCAUCGAUAACCACACAUGUCCAUAAUGGGUGCAACUUAAAGUUGCUGAAUCCAUACAUCAGAAGCGUUGUUCACAAACAUUUGGACAUAUAGUGUACAUACAG